AUGAGCUCGAAUUGGUUCAAAGGUUUCAAGUCGAUGCUCAAAGACGCCACGGCUUUGGAAAAAGAGUUGCAAAUAUUAAGCCUCCUUUCCUCCCAUGGGAACCCGAAUCUCGUCGGGUUUCACGGGAAUGCCUGGCACUUUUCCAACUUUACGCAUCACGUUGGAAUCGUCCUGCAAUAUUGUGCUGGGGGAAUGGUGACACAUUAUUUAGACGAAAUCCGCUACCAGGACAGCUUCCCGUCGAAUGUGAAGCCCCAAAUGUUCAAAACCCUGGACAAGUGGAGUAUCCAAAUUGUGAAUGCGAUGAAAUACUUGGAAUCGAGAAAUAUUAUCCAUGGCGAUCUCGCAGCCCGAAAUGUGCUCUUGGACGGACACCAAAACGCAAAACUGGCCGAUUUUGGAAUGUCUCCCAAAUUAUAUCAGUACCAGGAAUACGCUCUUCCAGGCCAAUCGCGCGGUUAUAAUAUUGUGAGUUUUGAAGCCCAACUUAUUGGCUUUGAUUUUGCAAAGCGAUCCUACUACAACUACCACAGUAACUACAACCACACCAACUACAACCACACCAACCACAACGACACCAACUACUACUACGCCAACUACAACCACACCAACUACAACCACACCAACUACCACCGCACCAACUACCACUAG
Messenger RNA from Folsomia candida, 651 nucleotides. RefSeq names its product discoidin domain-containing receptor 2-like. Gene Ontology annotation, cellular component: signaling receptor complex. Gene Ontology annotation, molecular function: transmembrane receptor protein tyrosine kinase activity; ATP binding. Gene Ontology annotation, biological process: cell surface receptor protein tyrosine kinase signaling pathway; protein phosphorylation; multicellular organism development. Lineage: Eukaryota; Metazoa; Arthropoda; Collembola; Entomobryomorpha; Isotomidae. The record is from RefSeq and is a predicted model, not a curated record. The transcript has 4 exons. Bases 1 to 651 code for a protein of 216 amino acids.